AUGGUCAAGACCAAGGUCGUGACCCAGAAUGACAUGAAAAUCGGCUUGAUCGGAGACGAAGAUACUGUCACUGGAAUGCUUCUGGCCGGUGUUGGUCACGUAGAUGGACAAGGCAAGAAGAACUUUCUCGUAGUAGACUCGAAGGUGCACAUCAAGGACAUAGAAGACCAUUUCAACGACCUAACGACGAGAAAGGACAUUUCUAUGAUCCUGAUCACCCAAGACAGUGCGGAGCUGAUCCGACGAGCGGUGGACGAGUUCGCGAACAGCGGGCAGAUGGUUCCUACCGUCUUGGAGAUCCCUUCCAAGGAUACUCCUUACGAUGCGCGAAAGGACGGC
This is a messenger RNA of Symbiodinium necroappetens, 339 nucleotides long. NCBI's taxonomy places the organism in Eukaryota, Dinophyceae, Suessiales, Symbiodiniaceae. The record is from the annotation of a GenBank genome assembly.